Ixodes scapularis (black-legged tick) is the source of this 1186-nucleotide messenger RNA. RefSeq names its product intracellular coagulation inhibitor 3-like. The transcript has 2 exons. Lineage: Eukaryota; Metazoa; Arthropoda; Arachnida; Ixodida; Ixodidae. Gene Ontology annotation, molecular function: serine-type endopeptidase inhibitor activity. The record is from RefSeq and is a predicted model, not a curated record. Bases 40 to 1185 code for a protein of 381 amino acids.
CUCAUACUUCCCGUGGCGUUCGCCGUCGCGCAUGGUCAAAUGUUGUCCGACGACGAGCGACUUGUCAAGGCUAACAAUGAGUUCGGCCUCAACCUCCUCAGGGAGCUCUCGUCCACCCACCCAGGAGGCAAUGUCUUCUUCUCACCAAGCAGCGUCUCGGCCGCUCUCGCUAUGGUCUACGCCGGAGCCGGAGGACUGACCGAAGCAGAACUUUCGGCAACACUGGGACACGCUAUGAUGGGUCUCACGGACCGAACCGCACUGAUGUCGGCGUACAGGAAGUUGCUUGCGGACAACCAGUACCAAGCCGUCGCAUUGGACAUUGCCAACGCCGUGUUAAUCCGGAGGAAUUUCCGGGUGCUCGAUGGUUACAAGAGGGACCUUGCCGACGUCUUCAAAGCAAACCUGACAUCGGUCGACUUCGCUCAUCAAGGUUCAAAGGUGGCGUCUGAAAUCGACCAGUGGGUAAAACAGAAGACCAAAGGCAAAAUCCAGAACAUUGUUGAAGGCGGCCUUCCCGAGGAUACCGCCAUGUUUCUGAUUAGCGCUGUGUACUUCAAGAGCACCUGGGUCACCAAGUUCGACUCGGCGAAGACGAAGCCACGACCUUUCUAUAACCACGGAACUGAGAGUUCAGACCGCCAGACAAUGGAACUCAUGAGUCAAGUGAAGUUCGGACGGCUUGAUAGCCUCCGAUCAAGAGCCGUGGAGAUUCCUUACAAGGGCGAUCGUGUUAGCAUGGUUGUUCUGUUACCAGACAGCAACACUGGACUACCGAGAAUACGGGACGGUCUGACCGCUGAAGUGCUCAAGGAACUCGAAGACAGGAUGUGGUGGACGACACUAAGGUUGCCGAAAUUCGAGCAAGUCAAAGAAUACAAUUUCGUGCCUAUACUGCAAAAACUUGGCUUGAAGUCCGUAUUCACUGCUAACGCCGAUCUCUCGCGCGCUGCUGACCCCGGCUUAUUUGUCUCUGACGUCAAGCACAAGGCUAUGAUUGAGGUGAGCGAAGAAGGCACUGAGGCGGCAGCUGUGACUACCGUUCGAAACGUGAAUGGGGGACGCGGUAGAUCAAUCGCUGUACCGCAAACCCGGCGUUUUCACGUAGAACACCCUUUCUUAUUUUAUAUACGUGACAAGGUUACCAACCGCGUCUUGUUUAUGGGGGAAAUUAACCGCCUCUAAC